Drosophila busckii is the source of this 4458-nucleotide messenger RNA. RefSeq names its product intraflagellar transport protein 140 homolog (gene rempA). Gene Ontology annotation, biological process: intraciliary retrograde transport. The transcript is spliced from 4 exons. Gene Ontology annotation, molecular function: protein binding. The record is from RefSeq and is a predicted model, not a curated record. Gene Ontology annotation, cellular component: ciliary basal body; axoneme; intraciliary transport particle A. NCBI's taxonomy places the organism in Eukaryota, Metazoa, Arthropoda, Insecta, Diptera, Drosophilidae. Bases 1 to 4458 code for a protein of 1485 amino acids.
AUGACACUAUAUUUUGAUACAAAAAUCGAGUUUUUGGACUCGGAUGCAGUGAGCACGAUUAGCAGCUGGCAUCCUAAUGAGCCUCUUUUCGCAGUGGCUUCAUACAGCCAAGAGCGUGGUGGCAGCGUUACAAUCUUUGCGGAUACAGGUGAACCUCAACGCGAUGUGACAUAUCCCGUGCAUGCAAGCUCGCAGGCAACUGCGCUCUGUUGGCAUCCAGAGAAGGCGUUGCUGGCUACUGGCUGGGAGCACGGCGAUAUACAUGUCUGGUUUGCUGGACAUCGUGAGUUUGCCAGCGUCAGCGGUCCACAUAAGGCGGCCAUAUUGCUUUUGGAGUUUAGCGAGCAGGGCGGUCGCAUGGUUACUGCAGAUGCAAAUGGCUUGGUUACAGGCUGGCGCUGUGAUGGACAGUAUCAGUUUCUGACCAUGUUUUCGCAUGACUUGCGCGAGGUGCUGCUCUUAAUCUGCUUUCGCCGCACUGUGGAGAGCGAAGUGCGUGAGGAGAUGGCCAGCUUGGCCAAGGCAGCUGUAGCUGGCGAUGAGCAGGCGUUGGAUACUCUAACCAAUUGGCGGCCACGCACAGCGGCACGUGGACAUUCUGGUGUAAAGGAUAAUCAUUGCUUUUACGCCUGCACGCAGACGGGCGUGGCCUAUUAUAUUAACCAGAGCGGAGCUUGCACCGAAGUACUCAAGAGCGGACCACAACAGGCGGCUAUAGUGCAGAUGCUUUGGCAUCCCAAGAAGGAUGCAGUAAUGUGUUUGCUGGAUGAUCUUACCAUAACGCUAUAUCUGGUUGAAUCGACAGGCAUUUUGACAGAGCUGGAGCGUGUGAAGCUUAGCGGACGCGGCAAUGGCAAACUGGGGGCUAUUGCUUGGGCAGGCAACAGUUUGGCCAUUAUCACAGGCGAUUUGAGUGUGCGCAUUUGGGACAUAGAACGCAGCGAUAACUACUUGUUAAAGAUGGAUGCAGUAGGCAGCGCUGUGGCUACCGCUAGCACAAACAGCAGCAACUUUUUUAGCCAGCCAAGCACCAGCAACAGCAGCAGCAGCAACAACAAAAGUCGCCAAGAGAUUUUCAGCUGCCUGGCCUACAGCAGCAGCAAUCAAACUUUAUGUGCAGCUACCAAUCUGGGUAAUCUUUAUACCUGGAAGCGUGCGGUAAGCUGCUUUGUAGCUGCUCCUGAGGAAGCCUGGCAGCUGGGCAACAUUUCCUCGCUGUCACGCCAAGGAGCCAUAAAGAGCUGCACCUGGGGCUACAAUGAGCUGGCCAAGCCUUGUAUACUGGUCAACUGUUUGUCAAGCGUCUUUAUGCUAAAGGAGCAGCCACUGUUGGCCUGUCAUACGCGACAGCUGUGGGCUGUGCAAAGUACUGCCAAUAGCGUGCAGCUGACGCACUGCAGCGGACGUGUCAGUCGCAUACAAACGGACUUUGCUGUCAGCGCCAUGGCGCUCAAUGAUCUAUGCCUGGUGGUGAGCAAUGGACGCAUGAUAUCCAGCUAUAGUUUGCAGAAACUGGAGCCGCAGCUGGAUGAAUUUGAUGAGCUUAUUGAGGCAUCUGGUGUAGACGCUAAAGCAACGCCAGCGCUGCAGCUGAAACUGCUGCAAACAUUUCCUGCCGAAUGUCUGUCCUUGUGCAUUCAAAACCAGCAAAUCUUUUGUCUUAAUGCCAGCGACAUUGUGGUCUACUCCGUGGGCGGCGUGGUGCUGCAUCGGCUUCAAGGCAACGAUCACGAAGGCAAGAUUAUAGGCAUGGAUUUGAGCAGCUGUUAUCUGUCAGUCUUCACCAUGCAGGGAUAUGUCAAGGUCUAUGAUGUGAGCCGGCAUGAGCCCAAGUUGCUGUUUCCAGCGAAGAGUGGUCAUGAAAUCUUUGAUGACUUUGGCGAAUUCAUAAUGGUCAAGUGCAACAGCCUGGGCAGCCACUUGGUCUUGGUCAUAGCCAAUAGCAAUUAUACGCCUAGUGCGCGCAUUUAUUGCUGGAACUUUGAGCGUCAGCAGCUUUAUGACUACGAAUUGUCGGAGGCAGCGCCAGCCAACAGCAAAUCCUGCCUGGCUGUGCGUCUCUGCUGGGACAACGAGGAGCCACGUUUGCUAGCCGUUGAACUCAAAUCCAUGUUGGCGCUACCAUCGCAGCCCAAGCAGCGUCAACCCAGUCACUAUGUCGACUCCAGGGUGCUGUUGAUGUUCUAUACGGAGCAAGCGCCCUGCAAGCUGCAGCUGCUGGAAACACAACCGUUGCCGGCAGCAGCGCAAUUGUUGAAUCUUUGUGUACCCAGCGUGUUGCUGCUGCAGCAGCAAACGCUCCGGGAGCAACCACUGCAGGAUUUCGUGGAUCUAAAGGAUUGUGAUGCCAACACACGGCGGCAGGUGCUAAACUUUAGUCUGCAUGUGGCCGAGGGACAAAUGGAUUUGGCCUUUCGCUGUGUGCGCGCUAUACAAAGCAAGACUAUCUGGACGAAUCUGGCCAAGAUGUGUGUGCAUACGCAGCGUUUGGACGUGGCCAAGGUGUGUCUGGGACAGCUGCAGCAGGCGCGUUCCGUGCGCGCCUUACGUCAGGCUAUGCAGGAUGAGGACUUGGAGCCAGAAGCUAAGCUGGCUGUCUUGGCCAUAGAGCUGGGCAUGCUAGAUCAGGCUAAGAAACUUUAUCGCAACUGUCACCGUUAUGACUUGUUGAACAAACUGCUACAGUCAACGGGUCAAAUGGAUGAGGCUUUGCAGCUGGCUGAGUCUGAGGAUCGCAUACAUCUGAAGCAUGCGUAUUAUCAACAGGCGCAGGCACUGCGUCAAUCCGGCGAUAUCAAAGGCGCUUUGGCCUGCUUGGAGCAAACACAAAAUCCUGUGCAGCAUAUAACGCAACUGCUGCUGGAGCAGCCAGUGGCCAUGAAGCGUUAUAUACAAUCCAGCAGUAAUCCGCAGCUGCUGCGAUGGUGGGCUCAGUAUGUGGAGAGCUCCGGUGACAUGGAGGCUGCCUUGGCGGUCUAUAGCAAGGCUGAAGAUUGCUUCUCGCAGGUCAAGAUUCUUUGCUAUCUGGGACAAAUUGCCAAGGCGGAUGCAUUGGCGCGUCAGUCGGGCGAUCGCGCCGCCUGCUAUCAUCUGGGACGGCACUAUGAGCAGCUGGGCAAGCAUCAGGAGGCCAUAAUGUUUUAUACACGCGCGCAAACGUUUAGCAAUGCUAUACGCAUUUGCAAGGAGAAUGAUUUGCAGAAGGAGCUCUGGACGGUGGCCAGCAGCGCGAGAAGUCGUGACAAAGCUAUAGCAGCUGCGUAUUUCGAGGAGUGCGGCUGCUUCAAGCAGGCAGUGGAACUUUAUCAUCGCGCUGGCAUGUUACACAAGGCGCUGGAAAUGGCUUUUGAAUCUCAGCAGCCGGACAUCUUAGAGAUUAUUGCCACGGAGCUGAGCGCUGAAUCAGAUGUGGAACUUAUUCAUCGUUGUGCGGAUUUCUUUAGCAGCAUUGAGCAGCAUCAGAAGGCAGUUCAGCUGCUGGCCAAGACAAAGCAGCUGGAACGUGCUUUGAAUAUCUGUUUGGAGCAGGGUGUGCCUGUCACCGAGCAGCUGGCCGAGCUGCUUACACCAGACAAAGCGGACUUUGAGCCGGAAAAGCGCUCGCGUAUGCUUGUGCAACUGGGUGAACUGCUGCAACAGCAAGGCGACUACCACAGUGCAACCAAAAAGUUUACACAAGCUGGCGAUAAGCUGCGCGCCAUGAAGUCGUUGCUCAAGUCGGGCAAUACGGAGAAAAUCAUUUUCUUUGCCAACAUGUCACGGCAGCGUGAGAUUUAUAUAAUGGCUGCCAAUUACUUACAGGCAUUGGACUGGCAACGUGAUCCUCAAGUGCUUAAGCAUAUUGUUAGUUUCUAUAGCAAGGCACAGGCGUUUGACUCGUUGGCUAACUUUUAUGCCAUCUGCGCGCAGCUGGAGAUUGAAGAGUAUCAGGAUUAUGAAAAGGCUUUAGAGGCCAUGCAACAGGCAGCCAAAUGUUUGGAACAGCUUAGCCAUGCCCAUCAUGCCUACAAUACACUCCAACGCACCAUUGGCGAUGUGAGAAGUAUUCUAGAAGUGCAGCAGGCUCUACGUGCUGGUGAUAAUCAGGCUGUAAUUGGUGGUUGCCGCAACAUAUUGAUUAAGCCAGAGCUGCCGCCCAUACGUCACAGUCAUGUACUAGCCAUGCUGGUGCGUGCUUUGGUGUAUACCAAGCAAUAUCCUGAAGCUGGACGUGCACUAAAAGAGUUGGCAGUCAAGGAGCCUGCCUGGAGCGCCACUGCUUUGAUAGACCGAGAUCUAGUGCAAAAGAUAGCCAAAGAGUGCGACUUGGAUUUUGACUUGAUUUGGAAUUCAGGACGUCAUGGCAACUCAACGACAACUGCUACAGCAGCCAGCACUAUAUCAAUGACCACCACGACUACAGCAACAGCUAGCGAUGAAGAUGCAGAUGAAGAAGAAAUAAGAGAAGAGCUGCAUUAA